Molecule: messenger RNA, 1583 nt
Organism: Microbotryum saponariae
Lineage: Eukaryota; Fungi; Basidiomycota; Microbotryomycetes; Microbotryales; Microbotryaceae
Source: the annotation of a GenBank genome assembly
AUGUCAUCCUCGACCCCCUCCCCGUCUCUGCAACAAUUCCUGGACCUCCUCGACGCAGGCGACUACUACGGCGCCCACCAAAAAGCGCGUACGAGCGCAACCCGCCUACUCGCCCCACCUCGUCGUACCGCAACCCCCGCACCACCAUCAUCCAAGAACGCAUCCUCAGCCGAGCCUCUCCCCUUUGAUUCGAAAGCCCAGCAAGCGAGCGAGUUGUUGUGGCAAGCGAGUCGCAAGCUGAUGGAGCAGGCGCAGAUCGGCAGUGGGGUCGAUUUGGCGAUCUAUCUAUUGGACAUUUACAAGACCAGGAAUGUCGGAUGUGGACCCGAGGAGAGAGGUGAGUUCAGAGUCUAUCACGAUGACAUCCCUUGGUAGUGGGUGGGGACGGAGUACUCCCCAGGAAGGCGCGUGCAAGCCCUCGGAGCGCCACGUUGCAGAGGAAGGGAGCCGCACGGGCGACUAGAAGCAACCCUGAUAACCUUGGGUACAAUCACCAGAGUCGCAAUGGACAAAACCACUGACCAAUGGUACGCCCUCGGAAUCGCGCAGCCAAGAUGCUGCAAUUGAUCGCGCUGACCGGACCUGCCGGAGCCUGGCGCAAGACCUUGACCGACAACAUCUUCAGGUCAGCCUUGUCCAUCCUUACGUGGAGGUGGAGGAUGCGGCCGACCGUACUGAAGCAAUACUUCCCUACAGUUGGUCGUCGAAAACUGGUGUCGCCGAAUCGGGUGAUCCCGAGAUUCACCUCUACCUCGGUCAAUUGCUCUACAAAGGUCCGUCAAGCUCCUCUCCUCCUUGGGCACACAACAGCGGCUAACAUUCCCUCGUCCUCCCCCAGAACAAAAGUACCACAACGCAUCCCUGCACCUCCUCUUGGUCCCGACCCAAGACUCUGCCCGCACGCUCGCGGAAGUCAUGUUCGCCUGGUCCCAACUCGACCCAAGCGGCCUCAACGGACUGGGUCGCUACGCCGCGCGAGCGACGUUAUCCUACCUCGAAUCGCACGCCAUCCUCGCCGCUCGCACCUUCCUCUCUCAUUUCCUCUCCUCCGCACUCAAAACUUACCCCGAUCUCUUGGUCAAAUCCAUACCUUACCCUUCGCCUACUUCACCUUUGGGGAAGAAUCUCCCCUCUUCCGAACAAGGCGACGAAUUGAUCCUGACCAAGUUGCAAUCGUUGAAUUUCUUGCAAUUGGCCAUAAGGACGAUCCAAGUCGGCGCGGGGGAGACCGUCGAUAAGUACGGAGGGGCGAAUGGGGGAGUCAAGAAGGAGGUGAGGGGGGAGGGAAGAGUAAUUGGGUCAAGAUGUGCGCCAGGUACGAGAAGGAGGUGCAAUGGUUCAACAAGAGUCCCGAGAUCAAAGAGGUAAGCACGGUGGAUUAUACUUACUUUUUCAACAUCGAGUGUUGGUGAAAGAGAGCAAUUCGCUAAAUUAACCGUCCCGUCGAGGUUUUACAGAGUUUGCAAGAGUUGGGCAUCAUGUACUUUGAGAUCAAGCCGCCUCAACAGGCGAGCAAUCCUUUUGCGGCGAUGAUGUCGGGCCUGUUGGGAGGAGGUGGGGGAGCCCCGGCUUUGGGACGGUGA